UUUGACUGCAAACAAGAUGGCCGCGAAGUGUCAUCCGUGAUAAUUCUCACCCUCUUCUUAUUUUCUUAUAAUAUUCAUAUUUUAAAGUUACUGAAGGAAAUGGGGCUAUCGCAGAGUUCAGAAGUGUCAGAAGGAGGGACGUAUGGAUACCAUGUGCACGGCGUGCAGCCAAAUUCCCCUGCAGAACAGGCCGGACUGCAGCCCUUCUUUGACUUCAUUCUGUCUUUGGACAAUAAAAGACUUAAUGAGGAAAAUGAGCUGCUGAAGGAGCUCCUGAAGGCCAACAUGGAGAGGGCAGUGAAAAUGGAGGUUUACAGCACGAAAAGCACAAGGGUUCGUGAGCUGGAGGUGGUGCCAAGUAACAUGUGGGGGGGACAGGGCCUGCUGGGUGCCAGUGUUCGCUUCUGCAGCUACCAAGGAGCCAGUGAGAACGUCUGGCACGUCCUGGAUGUGGAGGCGAGUUCACCUGCUGCACUGGCCGGACUUCAGCCACACAAUGACUACAUUGUUGGAGCAGAUCAGGUGUUGCAAGAUUCGGAAGACUUCUUCUCACUGGUCGAGGUCCAUGAAGGGAAGCCGCUGAAGCUGCUGGUGUACAACACACAAACAGAUGGCUGCAGGGAGGUGGUGGUGACACCGAAUGGAGCGUGGGGAGGAGAGGGCAGUUUGGGCUGUGGCAUUGGUUACGGCUACCUGCACCGAAUCCCUGCAAAUCCUAAUAUAUCAACUCCAAAGCCUCCCACCCCUGUUCCUGAGGAGAAACCCUCUCCAACACUGCCAACACAUGGAUUCACAGAGGCGCCUCUAAUGGCUCCUUCAAGCCAAACUGAAGCUGUACUGGACCUGGAGCAGGUCACCCUCCAGGAAGCUCCUCUACCUCCACCCAUCCAGAGAGUCAUGGACCCUGGUUUCUCAGACUCUGAAGUGGCAGUGAUGAACCCUGAUGCUGCAGAUCUGGUGGACAGGCUGGAUCUGUCCAUGUCGUCCAUCGACAUGACCAACACUUCACUGGCUAUGCACGAGGAGAAGGACGGUGAAAUCUCUGGUGUUGAGGAGCUGGAGGACAGUGUACUGCUCUCAUCAUCAGCUGAUGACCAGACUGAGUCACAAGAGCUGAGCUCCCAGGUGGCCACGGACCUCGCCUCUGCUCUCGCUUCCACUGACAUUUUGUCUGAUUCAGGCUUCCCACCAGCUGAACCGUAUCAUCUGCCCACAGAGUCCACGGACCUACAAAGCUUUCUCAUGGAGUCUAGCGAGAGCCCAAGUCCACCUAUGGGUGAUUCGUCUCUCCCUGUAGACUCCCCUGACCCUCCUGCUGAGCCCUCUGUCCCGGCCGAAGACCCUCGCUGCCCAUCUCCUAUCGAUCUCCUCCGGGCCUCGGCUGCUGACGAGUCGACGGCAGACGACUCUCCCGCUCAGGCUGUCGAGGAUCCAACAGGGUCAGAGGAGGAGUCUGCAGAGCCUCUGGAUGUGGCUCCUGUGCAGCAGUGCAGCCAUGAGCACGAUGACGAGGAGCCAGAGGAACCACAUCUGGAUUAAGCUUGUGUCAGGCUGAACACAAAGUACAAAAACGCAAAGUUAGCUCGACGAUCACUUUUUAAAUGUUUUUUAAACAUUUUUAAACACUUUAGAGGAAAUACAGGACAGACCAAGGAAAAGCUGAUAGUCUUAGUUACACUACAGAAACCAGCUGCAGCAUUAACAUAUAAGUAGAAAAUACUUUGAGGCACUGUAGGAAUAUCCUACAUGUUUUAUAUGUGAGAAUUUUAAGUUACAGCCAAAAAGGAUGAAAUGUUUCGACACAUUUUUUUCCUUGUUUGGUCAAAAUUAAGAUUAUACGGGUGACGAGACUUUAUUUCUGGUACACUAAUGUGACGACUACUUGAAUACUUCCAAAGAUAAACACUUAGUAUAUGGAAAAACACACGUCAUGCAUUUACUACAGCAAAGACCAGCUGCACCUCAACAUCUGUAACACUAUCAAAGUUUGUAAAGCUAAGGCAUUUUAGAAUUGUAACAGUCUGAUGGUGCAGUUUUUUUUUUAUCUGUUGAAGAAGCAUCAUCCACAUGAUUUCACAAGUAAGAGCUUUUAAGCUCAAGUAUAAGAGGGACAUUUACAUUUAUUGGGUUUUAAAAUGUUUUGUUGUGGGAUGAGGGAAAUAUUUGUCCACUUGCAUUAAGUUAAAUCAGUCACUACAUGUUUUUACAGCACAUCUGUCGUCAGUUUAAUUUAUUCCAGCCUGUGAUCAAUUUAAAAGCCAUUUAAAUCCCUGGUAAACUGGAAUUAUGUCCCCAUGUUUCAUUUUAUAUUAUUUUCACCUUGUAAUCUAUGCAACCGUAGACGAGAACUGCUCGUGACCUUAUGGGCAAUGCAUUUGUAAUGUUAAUCCAAUAGAUGACAAGCCUUUUCAUAUAUGUAAUACGUCUGGUAAAAGUAAUACUGCUGAUUCAUAGUUUUGUUUUUCUAGGGGGCUACUUAAUGUUUUUCACUGUCAACGUAGGUGUUAGUGUGUAAAAUAAUGAAAAGUAUUUUUGCAGAUAUUUUAUCAAUGAAUCGUAUGUUUUAUUAGGAAUGAGUGCAGAGUCUUUUGAUGAAUGUGAAAUGGGUGAAUCUUUGAUGGUUAAACAAUCGUAUCACUUGACUUAAAAAAGAAAAAAAAAAAAGAAAA
Seriola aureovittata is the source of this 2669-nucleotide messenger RNA. RefSeq names its product golgi reassembly stacking protein 1a (gene gorasp1a). The record is from RefSeq and is a predicted model, not a curated record. Bases 100 to 1539 code for a protein of 479 amino acids. Gene Ontology annotation, cellular component: Golgi apparatus. Lineage: Eukaryota; Metazoa; Chordata; Actinopteri; Carangiformes; Carangidae. Gene Ontology annotation, molecular function: protein binding. The transcript is spliced from 9 exons. Gene Ontology annotation, biological process: Golgi organization.